UGGAAUGUCAUUGUCACCACAAUCUGUCAACAAUAAUCUUAUCCCGUUACACAUUUUUCCGAAUAGAAUUAGAAAAUGUUUAGUACAUAAGAUUUUGGUGCAAUAGCCAUAACACAUUAGUAAUAAUGGCCCUCACAUAUAGGACUUUAUUUAAAAAUUAUUAUUACCUGCAAAAUAUAACCAAACCGGUGAAAUGGAGUGUUGGGGAAAAAUAUCCAAUAAGGACUCUGGCUAAUGGUAUUUGUUAUCAAAAUCCUUAUGCUCAAAGACCGUUGAUGGACCCAAAAGAUAUAAGUUUACACUCGCAAAGCUUAAGAUUAUAUUCAACUCAAAGCAGCCUUCCACCGGAUGGCGAAGCACCCAAAAAGCAGGGUAUCAUACAAAAAUUUAAGCUGAUGUACAGGGAUUAUUGGUAUGUGUUGAUACCUGUGCAUGUGGCAACGUCUAUUGUUUGGUUCGGAAGUUUUUACUACAUUGUCAGAAGUGGUGUCGAUGUUUUAGCUGUGUUACAAACAUUGGGUGUCAGUGAAACAAUAAUUGGACCAUUAAGAGAUUCAGCUGCGGGAUACUUUGCAGUAGCGUUAGCACUCUACAAGCUGGCUACACCUCUGCGGUAUGCAGUCACAAUAGGGGGAACUACGCUUACAAUUAGAAAACUAAAAGCAAUAGGUGUCAUUAAGCCAGUCCCUUCUCGAGAAAGAAUAAAAGAAAUUUUCCAAGAACAAAGAGAUAAUCUUCAAGGACGGUUUAAUGAGAGCAAAACUCACUAUCAAACUCAGAUGAAAGAAAAACGCGCCCAGGUCAUGCAAGAAAUGAAACGAUACAAAUCAGAUAUACGCAAUAUGAAAAACAAGGCAAAGAAAAUGUGACAGUCUCUAAUAAUAUUUCUACAAUAAAAUAUGAACAUCCUUUAUAUAGAAAAUAAUGCUUACUAACAAGUAAACCAUACUACUUCAGUAUGAAAUAAAAAAAUAAUUAGUUGUCAUGAAAUAGGUCCUAGGAUGAAAUUUAUUUAAAUUAUAUACAGUUUAAAAUUU
Helicoverpa armigera (cotton bollworm) is the source of this 1037-nucleotide messenger RNA. RefSeq lists its product as uncharacterized. NCBI's taxonomy places the organism in Eukaryota, Metazoa, Arthropoda, Insecta, Lepidoptera, Noctuidae. The transcript has 3 exons. The record is from RefSeq and is a predicted model, not a curated record. Gene Ontology annotation, cellular component: mitochondrion. Bases 126 to 869 code for a protein of 247 amino acids.